Colletotrichum phormii is the source of this 2913-nucleotide messenger RNA. RefSeq lists its product as uncharacterized. Gene Ontology annotation, molecular function: catalytic activity; phosphopantetheine binding. The transcript has a single exon. The annotation marks the transcript as partial. The record is from RefSeq and is a predicted model, not a curated record. Gene Ontology annotation, biological process: secondary metabolite biosynthetic process; amino acid activation for nonribosomal peptide biosynthetic process. Lineage: Eukaryota; Fungi; Ascomycota; Sordariomycetes; Glomerellales; Glomerellaceae. Gene Ontology annotation, cellular component: cytoplasm.
AUGAAGAUUGACCGCAACAAGCUUAAUGCCCUAGGCCGCAGCCUUUCCUCAAGUCUGAUUGUGAGCUUAUCCCUCGGAAACCGAAUCAAGACUGAACCCCAAACGGAUAUGGAGUUCCAAAUCCGUGAUGUUUGGGCCCGGCUACUGGGCGUCGAUGCUGGCGACAUCGGCCGGAACGAUAGUUUCCUUCGUAUCGGAGGCGACUCACUCGGCGCCAUCAGACUUGUUUCCGUUCUGCGACAGUCCGGCAUAGCGCUGACAGUUGCAGCCAUCUUCCAAGAUUCGAGACUGUCACACAUGGCCUCGAUCGCCACCGUGGAAGAGGAGACCGAAGAAGACACACGCCCGCAGCCGUUCAGCCUGCUUUCUGCCGGAGACCAUACACGUCUCAUCUCAGAAGCUUUGAAGGCCUGCGAACUGCCAGAGAGUACUGUCAUCGAGGACAUCUACCCAUGCACCCAGCUACAAGAGGGCCUAAUCGCUCUCUCUGUCAAACAGACAGGCUCAUACAGGGCCAAGUUCACAUACCAGCUAUCAGAGUUCGUUCACCAGGCUCGCUUUAUGCGAGCCUGGGAAGCUACUCUGGCUUGUUGCGACAACCUCCGCACACGCAUUGUAUUUGCAGCCGGCUCUUCUUAUCAGGUUGUGCUCCAACAAGACGUCAGUUGGGACUCGGCAGAGACGACCAACAGCAUUGCGCACGAUGAAAUGACCUAUGGCUCCAGACUCUGUCGCUAUGCGCUCGUAAGCGGCAAUGGCGGCUCCACGUACUUUGUCUUGACCCUCCACCAUGCAAUCUACGAUGGCUGGGCCAUGGAACUGAUGACGGAAACGCUGAAAAGCCAUUAUUACGGAAGUUUCUCACAGGAUCUGCCAGCCUACUCUCGCUUUGUCCGUCUCACGACCACCGAACUCGAUCACGCAGCAAGUCAGAGGUUCUGGGAAGAACAGCUGCGCGAAGCGAAGAGGGCGACUUUCCCACUGCCGGCCGUCUCGUCCACUCGGAAACAUGAGGUCCUAUCCAAACCGCAUACGGAGUCUCUCCGCAGGAUAAUGAGCUUCCCGCGCUCAACAGCAUCCAAAAUCACCAAGGCAACUAUCAUCCGCGCGGCCUGGGCGAUGCUGCUGGCCCGCUACUGCGACUCUGACGAUGUCUGCUUCGCCACAACAGUCUCGGGACGCCAAGCAGCCGUUGAAGGCAUCGACAGGAUAGUUGGACCUACACUCGCCACCGUACCUAUUUAUGCGCAGGUCGGCGGCGACAGGUCAGUCGAGCAGUACUUAAACGAGGUGCAAGACCGGGCAACGGCAACAAUACCACAUGAGCAGUUCGGCUUGCAGAACAUCUCAAGAAUCAGCAGCGACAUCAAAGAUGUGUGCGAUUUCACCAGUCUACUCGUCAUCCAGCCGGGCCGGACCAUGGCGUUUGCCAGCAGCGAAGGCGACGCUAUCUUGAUCGAGGCCAACGACGAGGAGGACCCCGCAGCAUCCCAGACCGUUGACGGGCACUUUAACUACCCUCUGGUGAUGCAGGGGCAAAUCUACGAUGAAGAGGUGCAUUUACUGGCCGUUUACGACUCGUCCGUUCUUACCAAGUCGCAGAUUGGAUUGCUUUGCGAACAGCUCAACCACGUGGCACAGCAACUUGUCAAGCAUCAGGGUCAUACUCGGCUCCAGGAUAUAACCAUCGCCGGACCCGCCGACUUGCAAAAGGUGCUUGCAUGGAACACCGAGGAGACGGAGGUCUACGAUGCUUGCCUGCACCAGCUCUUUGAAAAGCAGGCUCACUUGACGCCCGAUGCGCCAGCCGUCCAUUCUUGGGACGGGACCUUUACUUACAGCGAGCUCAACGGCGCGGCAAACAGGUUGGCUCACCACCUUGCCGCGUUUGAGGUACAGCUAGACGAGUUCGUUCAUGUCUACUUUGAAAAAUCGGCAUGGUACGUCGUCGCCAUUCUCGCCAUCAACAAGGCCGGCGGAACGUGGGUGCCCUUGGACCCCUCGCACCCUGACGAGCGGCAGCUUCAGAUUGUCUCGCAGACUGGCGCCCGGCUGGUCUUGACAUCACCACACCAUUCGGCAACCUGUCAGAGACUAGUAGAGAGCGUCAUUGAGAUCUCGCCGGCUCUUGACGAGAACCUCCUCAGAUUCGCGCCGUCUUCCAACACCACCCUCUCUGGCCCCAAGAAUCUCGUCUGCCCCAGUAAUGCGGCCUACGUGCUCUUCACGUCGGGAAGCACUGGCGUGCCAAAAGGCCUCGUUAUGGAACACGGUUCGGUAUGUACGAGUCAAACUGCCAUCGGAAGAAGGCUGCGUAUUAGUCCAGAUGUGCGUAUGCUUCAGUUUGCCUCGUACGUGUUCGACCUCUCCAUCGGGGAGAUUUUUUGUCCGUUAUUACACGGCGCGUCUGUUUGUAUUCCCUCUGAGGAUUCCAAGAUGGGUGAUCUCUCUGCAUUUGUCCAGAAGAUGAACGUCAAUUGGGCCAUCUUGACGCCCUCCUACAUUCGGACCACACGGCCAGAUCGGCUCCCUGGCCUGGAGCUGCUUGUCUUGGCCGGCGAAGCCGUGGGACGCGAUAAUCUAGACACCUGGUUUGGAAAGGUGCGUCUCGUCAAUGGUUGGGGGCCUGCCGAGACCUGCGUCUUCAGCGCAAUCCACGAAUACAGUUCGCUCGAUGACUCGCCGCUGACCGUAGGACGUCCGGUUGGAGGGUACGGAUACAUCGUUGACCCCGUCAACGCCCACCAACUUGCCCCGGUUGGUUGUCUUGGGGAGCUUGUGAUCCAGGGUCCCACCAUACUGCGCGAGUACUUGUCGGAUGCUGAGCGAACUGCCGCAGCUACUGUCCCGGCCGCAGACUGGUCGUCUCACGGCACCUCACCGAAAUGGUCUCGGUUCUACAUGUCGGGCGAU